This is a messenger RNA of Anolis carolinensis (green anole), 5161 nucleotides long. RefSeq names its product protein phosphatase 1 regulatory subunit 42 (gene ppp1r42). The transcript is spliced from 9 exons. Gene Ontology annotation, molecular function: protein binding. The coding region runs from base 419 to 1549 and encodes 376 amino acids. Lineage: Eukaryota; Metazoa; Chordata; Lepidosauria; Squamata; Anolidae. The record is from RefSeq and is a predicted model, not a curated record.
CUCACGCAUCUCUCUCACUCGGCCCACUCACGCCCCUCUCGCACUCGGCCCACUCACGCAUCUCUCUCACUCGGCCCACUCACGCCUCUCUCGCACUCGGCCUACUUGCACCUCUCUCUCACUCGGCCCACUCGCGCCUCUCUCUCACUCGGCCCACUCACACCCCUCUUGCACUCGGCCCACUCACGCAUCUCUCUCACUCGGCCCACUCACGCCCCUCUCGCACUCGGCCCACUCACGCCUCUCUCGCACUCGGCCCUCUCGCCCUUGCAGCCCUCUUGCCCCUGAACAAGACCUGAGGCCAGGCCUCUGGGCCUGCUGCUCCACCUGCACCCUUCCUGGAUUCCUCCCGCAACGCCCGGCAGCCCUCCGAGGCUGGAAGGAGCUCUGGCAGGUCGAGCAGGCCUGUGCCCCUGCCAUGCACCUCCUUGGGGACCCUCUCAGCCAUGAAGACGGGGCAGGGCGCUGUAUGACAAGAAAGGAAGACGUGGCUAUCAGAAAGCAGAAUUCUGUGCAAAAUAUGGUUCGGCUAACCUUGGAGUUAAUUGUCAAAAGCCUCAAUCAAAAGAACCGCAGAGACGAGUCCUUGGCCCAGCACCUGAGGAAAAUAACUCAUCUCAAGUUAGCGAACAAAAAUAUAGAUAUAAUUGAUGACCUCUCUUUAUGUAAAAACAUUAAUGUUCUUUACUUAUAUGACAACCAAAUCAAAGAAAUACAUAAUCUGGACUUUGCCUCAAACCUAAGACAUUUAUAUCUGCAGAACAAUUGUAUUACACGAAUUGAAAAUAUAGCAUCAUUAAGCAAACUGGAAAAAUUGUAUUUGGGUGGCAAUUACAUCACUGUAGUGGAAGGCUUAGAGAAUUUAGAAGAGUUGAGGGAACUGCAUGUUGAAAGCCAGCAACUUCCCUUAGGAGAAAAGCUCCUAUUUGACCCAAGAAGCCUUCAUUCAUUGGCAAAGUCUUUAUCAGUUUUAAAUAUCAGCAAUAAUAAUAUAGACGAAAUGAGUGAUCUAGCAAUUCUGGAGAAUAUUUUCCACCUCAUAGCUGUUGACAACCAGAUUCAACAUAUAAAGGACCUGGAGCUUGUUCUGGGUGUAUGGACCAAGCUAUCCAAACUAGAGCUGAGUGGGAAUCCUGUUUGCCAUAAACCUAAGUACCGGGACAGGGUUAUAUUGCAGUCAAAAUCACUUGAAUCUCUUGAUGGAAAGGAAAUAAAAGAAUUAGAAAGACAAUUCUUAAUGAAUUGGAAAGCAUCCAGAGAUGCCAGGAAGAAAAUCAGGACAGAAAGCACAGCGAAUGAUCCCUCAUCAUUCUCACAUUUUGAUGAUAAUGACUCAGAACAUACCCAUUUUCCUGUGUACUACUUCCCAAUUCCUAAAGAAAAACCCAAUUUUCCUGUUUUCACUGGAUCUCACAAUAAAGAAUUCCAUCCACCAACCUAUGAAGAAAACAGAGUUAUAGAAAAAAUCAGCCAUUCAACCUUGAAAAAUUCUCAAAGUGUACAGAAAGAUCUGAUUGAACCUCAUUUCCUCAGACAAAUGCCUCUGUAAGCAGGCAUUGUUGAAGAACAAAUGAGUACAUCAGAAUCUACUAGAAAGAAACAUCUAAUCCAGUUGGAAGAGCUUUAUAUUUGCAUGCAGAACACAAAAUAUCAUUAAUAGUAUUUUACUGCAAGCAUAACAUAUUUUCAUAAUACAAAAUAAUUAUUUUGUGUAAUAGUUCCAAUGUACUUGUAUAACUUUGUGGAUUUUUUUAAAGCUUCAGAUAAGAUGUGCAGACUUGUUUAUGAAUAAAGGUUCUGAUACUCACAUUUUUAUAUAAAUUACUGGUGAACUCUGAAUUUUAUCCACAGACAAAAUAUGACACUGACUGCUGUGGGGUAGUUUGAUAAAUCAGGGCAGCAUCCUGGAAUAAUGCACAUGACAUGGAUGGCUCCCUGGGCAGAAAAAACAAAACAAAAACAUACACUGUUACACUUUCAUGCAGGGUCCAUUUAUAUGGAUUAGCGUCAGAUGUUUUUAUCUGUUGACUCAGCAAAGCCAAUGAGGUUGUAACAUUGGUUAGACACAGUGUUCUUACAAAAGCUCUUCAUGACAAUCCUAAAGAUCAAAGCUAGAUGUGAACCCAAGGAUCAGACCUGUACUAUCAGGCAUGCAAACCUGCUUCUCUACUAUAAUCCUGUUUUGUCAGUAUUCUUUAUCCAUCCUUUUGAACUUCGUUUCACAUGUUCUUUAUCCUCACGGGGAAAGUCCUUUAAAACUGUCAAAGCCACAAGUUGUAUUGGAUUGCUAUUCUCAUUAUCCUUAGUCUGCACGGCAGAUAAUCAAAUGUGAUGGGAGCUGUCAUCGAAUAACAUCUAGGCCCCCAAAUUGGGCAAAAACUAAACAGCACUGACCACUAUGUACAAAAAGUAUAGUUGGCCCUCUGUAUCUACAAAUUUAAUAGUCCUUUGAAGGCAACCAUAAGACUGAUGUGGCCCUCGGUGAAUGAGUUUGAUACCCCUGGUCUAGGAUAAUCCACAAUUUAGAUGAAAUACAGAACUUCUGGUGAUAACUAAACACUUAACACCUUACCCUGCAGUUGUUUGGGGCAGGAGGGGAAUCCUCCAGUGACAUUUUCAUCUAAAGAAGAAAAAGACUUUCCCCCAAGAGAGAGUUGUCAAAUAAUUUUCAAAUUAUGGGGACCUUAAGAUGAAUCUAUCAUUGGGUUUUUCUUGGCAAGAUUUGUUUAAAAGUUGUUUGCCUUUGGCUUCCUCUGAGACCGAGAGUGUGGCUUGCUCAGAGUCACCCAGUGGGAUCCCACAGCCAAGUGAGGAUUCAAACCCUGUUAGUGUUUAAACCACUAAACUACACUGGUUCUCAUGCUGUCUGUGCUAGCCAUCAAUUUAAACUAGUUGAAAUGUAAACUGACUGACAUCACACCUUUUAGAAACAUGCUCUAAUAAUUUCAAAAGAACAAUGCCAAGGAAAUAUGUUUAGAAGAGGGUGCCAAAUGGCUUAUAUUUAUAUACUUCAACUUUAUGGGAUUAUACACAUAAAAUCAUAAUCCCAGGGGAACCAUUUGUAUUGGAGGGAUUAUUUCCAUAGUUCUCAAAUAUUUUGUUAAGUAAUCACAGAAAAAUCCACAGGGCUACUUAAAGGAAGUAACAUGAGACAUGCAUUUAAAAGUGCAUUUAAAAACUGCGGCUCUUAAAAAAUAGUAUUGUGCACCUUGCUGUCCUUUAAAUCAACCUCUUCCCCAGACUCCACUUCCUAAUUACAAAAAAUGCUGAAGUUUAAACUUUUAAUUUUCUUGGCUACAUAAAGGGCAACAAAUAAUUCAGACUUUAUUUUUCUGUCUUGCUGGGUCAAAGAUUUGAUUUAUUGUGUCUAUGUUAUCACAUAAUCAAAAUUUCAUUCCCAGUGUUUGGUUGGGAUAAUUCUACACCCUGCCUAUUUAUUUUGAAUGUCUCUUCUCAUUAAUAUAACUGAACUGUAGUUAAUGCCAUCUAAAAUAGUUUUGUAUGUGUCUUUUACAUAUACACACAUUUUCCUAUAUGUCUCUAUUCAGAAGUAAAUGUUGAGUAUUCAAUUGUACAUUGUAUGUUAAAUAAAAUCGCACUUAAAGGUAAAUUUCCAGUUGCCUUUAAGGAUAGCUACAAAGUUGCCUUAAUUUAUUUCUUCUCAAAUUUUUGGCUCUUGACUAUUUAUAGCACGCUUUCCCAGUAAGCCCUGAGGAAAAUACUGUCGAGAUUAGCUUCCAAAGGAGGAAUUAUUUAUACAUUAUUUUCCAGAAGAAAACUAAAAUAACAUGAGGGAAAAAAAUUUAUUAUUAUUAUUGCUCCCUUUAAAUCUGUAAUGAUAAAAUGAUGCAACGGCACAACUGAAAAUAAUAUGGAGCCAAAAUGUUGUGCCUGUGUAUUUUUAAAUAUACUUGCAUUACAGCCGUCCCUCCAGAUUUGUGGAUUUAACCUUUGAAGAAUUGAUUAUUCACUACCCUGUGCCAUUUUUAAUACUUUUAUAGUGUUAAUGUCCAUUUUGUACUGUGUUGACAGUCAAACUAUGGUUGCUGGGAGGAAAUCAAACCAGUGGACUGGAUGGGUCUGGCUAAACAUGUUGCCUCACUUGCUCAUCUACUCAGGUGGGAUGGGAUGGGGGAGCCAGAGCAGGGAGAAUGUACAUUUGCAUUCCUUUAUUUACUCAGUCACUCACUAAGAUGGGUUGGGGAGAAGGAAAUGGGAAGGGACACAUUUAUUUAUUUAUCGUGUCAGAAACAAAUUGAGAAUACAGUUAUAAUGUAUUUUUUAAAAAGACAAAGUUAAAACUUGGCAUUAUAGUAAAUGUCCUUUGACCAGAAGCUGGCCACUUGGAUUGCCUCUGGUGUCACUGUAAGGUCCUCCAUUGUGCAUGUGGCAGGGCUCAGACUGCAUUGUAAUAAGUAUUCUGUGGUUUGCUCUUCUCCAUACUCGCAUGUCGUGGACUCCACUUUGUAGCCCCAUUUCUUAAGGUUGGCUCUGCAUCUCAUGGUACCAGAGCACAGUCUGUGCAGCACCUUCCAAGUCACCCAGUCUUCUGUGUGCCUGAAGGGGGGAGGAGUUUCUCAUCUGGUAUCAGCCACUGAUUGAGGUUCUGGCUUUUAGCCUGCUACUUUUGGACUCUUGCUUGCUGAGGCGUUCCUGCGGGUAUCUCUGUAGAUAUCCGAACAGAGGAUGGGCUGAAGAUGUCCAUGCUAUUACCUACCAUAUUACAAAUUUCUCACACUUUUAUCAGUGAUUUGCCAGUGGGAAAAGCUGAUAUUCUGUAUCUUGAAUUAAUUCUAUAGUUGCUUGAUUCCUGACCUAACAAUUUAGUGACACUUACCGUCAGCAUUGUUAAUGUGGGAUUUGUGUAUUGGUAGUGUUUAAAUGCAAUUUGUGUCUUGCCUGUAUUGCAUACUGAUUGCAUCUUCCAGAGUGUGCUAUAGUCUGGAAAGAGUUAAUUGCUGAGAAGUUGUGUUGACCUUGGUGUGUGGCUGGAGUCAGGGAGUGUCCAGACACAAGUGUGUAUGCAUUACUGAUUGCAUCAGUUCUGUUCUGUUCUGAGUUGAGUCGAGUGCUGUCUGCUGAGAAGUCAAGUCCUGUGUCAAUUGUCUUCAAGUCUGUUUGUCUUUAUUACUGCUUUCAGUAAAACUUGUAUAUAGUUUUA